Messenger RNA from Rhinolophus ferrumequinum (greater horseshoe bat), 3778 nucleotides. It is a transcript of the gene ALG6, whose product is annotated as ALG6 alpha-1,3-glucosyltransferase. Bases 316 to 1839 code for a protein of 507 amino acids. Lineage: Eukaryota; Metazoa; Chordata; Mammalia; Chiroptera; Rhinolophidae. Gene Ontology annotation, cellular component: endoplasmic reticulum membrane. The record is from RefSeq and is a predicted model, not a curated record. Gene Ontology annotation, molecular function: dolichyl pyrophosphate Man9GlcNAc2 alpha-1,3-glucosyltransferase activity. Gene Ontology annotation, biological process: protein N-linked glycosylation. The transcript has 15 exons.
CGCGAGCGUGCGAAGGCGGAAGGCGGAAGACGGGGCGGGAGGGGGCGCUCUGCCGCGUGGGCGCGCGCGCAGGCGCCUUUCUGGGACCCGCUGCCGGCGCGAAUCUUAAUGUGCUGCAGGCCGCGGGGCCACUUCUUCAUAGACCUAAAAAUCAGUAUUUAACUGCUUGGAAACGAAGCAUCACUUAAAAUCCUCUCAAACUCCUAAUUCCAAAGAAUCGAUAACAUUCUCUGAUCAAGAAAAGAAGUGACUGGGUGUUAAAAGUAUUCCGGCACUGGUCCUGUUUUUUCCCCUCCCUAAACUUGAAGAAGAAACAUGGAGAAGUGGUACUUGAUGACAACUGUGGUCUUAAUAGGACUAACAGUACGGUGGACAGUUUCUCUUAACUCUUAUUCAGGUGCUGGGAAACCCCCUAUGUUUGGUGAUUAUGAAGCUCAGAGACACUGGCAAGAAAUUACUUUUAAUUUACCAAUCAAACAAUGGUAUUUUAACAGCAGUGAUAAUGAUUUACUGUAUUGGGGACUGGAUUAUCCACCUCUUACAGCUUAUCAUAGUCUUUUAUGUGCAUAUGUGGCAAAGUUUAUAAAUCCAGACUGGAUUGCUCUCCAUACCUCACGUGGAUACGAGAGUCAGGCACAUAAGCUCUUUAUGCGUACAACAGUGUUAAUUGCUGAUUUGCUGGUUUACAUACCUGCAGUGGUUUUGUACUGCUGUUGUUUAAAAGAAAUGUCAACUAAGAAAAAGAUAGCUAAUGCAUUAUGCAUAUUGCUGUAUCCAGGCCUUAUUCUUAUCGACUAUGGACAUUUCCAAUAUAAUUCUGUGAGUCUUGGCUUUGCUUUGUGGGGUGUUCUUGGAGUAUCUUAUGACUGGGACCUGCUAGGGUCACUGGCGUUUUGCUUAGCUAUAAAUUAUAAACAGAUGGAACUUUACCACUCCUUGCCUUUUUUUUGCUUUUUACUUGGCAAGUGUUUUAAAAAAGGCCUCAAAGGAAAGGGGUUUGUACUGUUAAUCAAGCUGGCUUGUACUGUGGUGGCUUCCUUCAUUCUCUGCUGGCUGCCAUUCUUUACAGAAAGGGAACAAACCCUGCAAGUUCUAAGAAGACUCUUCCCAGUCGAUCGUGGAUUAUUUGAGGAUAAAGUCGCCAAUGUUUGGUGCAGCUUCAGUGUCUUUCUGAAAAUCAAGGAUAUUUUGCCACAUCACAUGCAGAUAAUGAUCAGCUUUUGUUUUACAUUUUUGAGCCUGCUUCCUGCAUGUAUAAAAUUAAUACUUCAGCCCUCUCCCAAAGCAUUCAAAUUUACUCUGGUUACCUGUGCACUAUCAUUCUUUUUAUUUUCUUUCCAAGUACAUGAAAAGUCCAUUCUCUUGGUAUCAUUACCUGUCUGCUUAGUUUUAAGUGAAAUUCCUUUUAUGUCAACUUGGUUUUUACUUGUAUCAACAUUUAGUAUGCUGCCUCUUCUAUUGAAGGAUGAACUCCUAAUGCCCUCAGUUGUGACAAUGGUGGCAUUUUUUAUAGCCUGUGCAACUUCCUUUUCAAUAUUUGAAAAGACUUCGGAAGAAGAACUGCAGUUGAAAUCCUUUUCCAUUUCUGUUAGGAAAUAUCUUCCAUAUUUUACAUUUCUUCCCAGGAUUAUACAACAUUUGUUUCUUAUCUCAAUAAUUAUGAUGGUCCUUCUGACACUGAUGACUGUCACACUGGAUCCUCCUCAGAAAUUACCAGACUUAUUUUCUGUAUUGGUGUGUUUUGUAUCCUGCUUGAACUUCUUGUUCUUCUUGGUUUACUUUAACAUUAUAAUCAUGUGGGAUUCCAAAAGAAGAAGAAGUCAGAAGAAAAUCAGCUAGCUAUAUCCCCAAAUGUGAAAAUGUUAACAGUGCUGAAAGAUUUUGUGAAUUUUUUGCUAUGUAUAAAUAAAAUUAUCAUUUUGAGAAUUAUGGAAUUACAGGAAAGGAAAUGUGAAGUCAUUGUUCUCUACACAAAUGAAUGUCUAUGGGGACCAAAGGCUUUUAUGUUCUAACUAUUGAGUGGCCAAGACUUAUUGUAGUUUUAUUAAUAUUCAGUUAUUCAAGCAGGAAAAUAAGAAAAUUGUCCUUAAUCCCAGUGUUUACUUAGGAAAUCUAUAAUUUGUUGUCUUGAAAACAAUCUGCAAAUACAGUGAGCUCAAUGGGAGAAUUUAUCCCCUUCCUUUUAAAAGAAAUUACUAAUUUUGGUAUUUAAAUAUAGAGUUCCUAACAUUUUAGAAUGCAGUAAUAUGUAUUUCAUUCUUUAGAAAUUAUAUCUCAGGGAUUAAAUUUGUGAUAAUCUUUUAAAUUACUACGAGAAGGCAAUUUAAACUGCUUGAAGUUUGAACAUGCCUUAUUACAUGUACAAACUUGAAAUUUUUUUUUAACAGGGCAUAGAGAUUAAACCGUGUUCUUAUUUAUUUCCAAGAAUGCUGAUUUACUUGAAUGUAAUUAAACAAUGAUUUUUUUCUGAAUUUAAAUCUAAGUGGUUUGAGUGAAGUCUUUUUAUUACUCAUGAUCACUAGGUUGUAAAUUUCCAGGAUCAUUUUGUUUAAGUCAACUGGCUUAAUGAAGGAUUUCUUCCUUCUGUUCUUUUCUGUGAGGACAUGGUUCAAGGUAAGCACUGCCCUAAAGCAUUGACUCCUAUCAUGCUUCAUGUUAACUCGGCCCUGUUAAUACUGUAUCACUAUAUUAGCAGAAGCCCAUCUUUACUAUAGUAUGCAAUUGGUAAAAAGAAUGUAUUAUAUCCAAGUUGCAGUUUCUCAUGUAAAGAUGUAUUCUCUUUAGUUUCUGUGAUAAACAUAAAACCAUUCUUGUCCCAUCAACCUAUUAUUUUUCAUGCACAUAUUUCGUAAGACAACUAUUAAAGCAUACUAAGUGGCGGUAUAUUUUAAAACAAUGCAAGCCAAACACAUAUACAAAGAAAAUCUUGUUCUAGACAUGGACAACCACAGGCUGAUGCAAGACGUUAUGUAUUUCUCAGUCUGAUAAAGAAAGUGGGUUUGGACAAAGCGAAAAUCAAGAAGUAUUUCUUUCUCACAGUAAAUGUGCAUAAAGACUCAAAGGGCAGGGCAGCAGAGAAAAGCAGCCUUGAAUCACUGCCGAAUCAGCAGGAACAUUGCUGUCCACGGCCACCAUCUGUAAUCAGCGCACCCACAUGUCAGCAUCUUGGCUGGCGAGUGGAGCCUUAUUUUUUGUAAUAGCAUACUUGUGUUUAACACAGGGUGUUGAUUUAAAUCAAUGAUGAGGAAAUUCUAACUCCUGAACAAUUGGAAUGGACAAAUGUUAUUACUUGAAAAGUAUUAUAUAAACAUCAGUAAAAUAGAAUGCACCCAUAUUCAAGGUAGCUUAUAGGUAAGUUCCAUAAAUACAUUAUUUUCUAGAUGAUUUAAUCUAAUCUUCCUGAGUUAUAGUGUAGUUUUUAUGGAGUCUUGUUGCAAUUAUAAGUCAAGUAUCUCAUAUCUAUUAUAGAAACCAGUUUAAGAAGAGUCCACUUUGAACUUUGUGGGAUUAAGUGCCAAAAUACCAAAAAUGCCCAGUGAUGAAUUAAGAUCACAGAAAUAGGCAAUUCUAAAGCUCUUCUCUCAGCUAUACCCAGGAUUAUAGGGGAUGUUUUAAUAUAAAGAUAUUAGGUUAUGCAAAAAUAUUUUCUUACUUUCUUUACUAAUAUACGUGUCAAAAACGACCCUUCUGGGGCGGCCGGAUGGCUCAGUUGGUUAGAGCGUAAGCUCUUAACAACAAGGUUGCUGGUUCAAUUCCCACAUCGGCCAGUGAGCUGCGC